This is a messenger RNA of Vigna umbellata (rice bean), 1525 nucleotides long. The record is from RefSeq and is a predicted model, not a curated record. NCBI's taxonomy places the organism in Eukaryota, Viridiplantae, Streptophyta, Magnoliopsida, Fabales, Fabaceae.
AUGUUCAGAAUCAUAUCUAGUACUGUAAGAUGAUGCUUGAAUACAAAAUUUCCUCCAUUGAAUGCCUUUGAGCAAUAGCUAUAUUUAACUAUUUUCUGUUGUCCAAAACAUCUACUCCAUGAUUCCAUCCAACAUAUGUCCUAUUUCCUACAACAUUUUUCUAAGUCUAGGAAGUGAAGUGCUUCUAUAUAUUGGGAUCAUAAUAAUUUGAACUGGUUUCACUUUCAGACAUUGUAAAACUUUUGCGACUAAACAUGAAAUAGAAAAGAAAAAGAAAAAAAAUUAGUAACUAACAAAAUAGAUCCAACAUAAAGGAAAAUAAAAUAAAAGAAAGAAAAUGGAUGAUAGGAAAUGUGGUAAGUGGGAAAAACACUCUCACCUCUUUGGAGAGAUGAGAUGUGAUUUGUCUUAGAAGAGAACAAUGUUGGGGAAAAGCCACAUGACAACGAUUGAAGACAUCAUGCAGAGAAGAUGCAACUAUAGAUGCUUUUCAUAAAUGUGACUUGAUGACAAUGGGGAACAAGGUGUAGAGAAGACGUGAAUGGCACCAAAUAUGUGACGUGAAGUGGUGGUGGCUAGAGAAGAAGCACAAAACGUUGCUUCUUUUCUGUAUUACCAAGAGAAAAUGAAUGUAUUUGUGGAACCAGAUGUGCAUGAUAUAUUUGCAAGCAUUCCUGGGUUUGGAUUUGUCCAGACCUUCUAUAGUCAGGAUACUGGUGAUCUACACGAGAAAGUGGAUUUUGUAGCCUGUUUGGGGGGAGAUGGUGUUAUACUGCAUGCUUCGAAUCUGUUCAGAGGUGCUGUUCCCCCUGUUGUGUCAUUUAACCUUGGUUCUCUUGGUUUCCUGACUUCUCAUAAUUUUGAAGACUACAAGCAGGACUUAAAACAAAUUAUCCAUGGUAAUAGUGCACAAGAUGGAGUGUACAUCACUCUCAGAAUGCGUCUUCGAUGUGAAAUUUUUCGAAACGGUAAAGCUGCACCAGGGAAAGUAUUUGAUAUUCUCAAUGAGGUUGUUGUUGAUCGGGGUUCUAAUCCAUACCUGUCAAAGAUUGAAUGUUAUGAACAUGGUAGACUUAUAACAAAGGUACAAGCUGAUGGAGUCAUUGUAGCAACCCCUACUGGAAGCACUGCCUAUUCUACAGCUGCUGGAGGUUCCAUGGUCCAUCCAAAUGUUCCGUGCAUGCUGUUUACCCCAAUCUGUCCACACUCGCUCUCAUUUAGACCAGUCAUACUUCCAGACUCUGCACAACUUGAAUUGAAGAUUCCAGAGGAUGCAAGAAGCAAUGCCUGGGUUUCAUUUGAUGGAAAGAGAAGGCAGCAACUUUCAAGAGGAGAUUCGGUUCGAAUAUCUAUGAGUCAGUAUCCACUUCCAACAGUUAACAAGUUUGAUCAAACAGGUGAUUGGUUUCAUAGCUUAAUUCGCUGCCUAAAUUGGAAUGAAAGGCUUGAUCAAAAGGCUCUAUAAAGCAUGUGAAAGUGAAGAGCGAAGAUGCUAUCUUCACCUGUACAGAUAUACGUUAGGAAU